UGAAGGCAUUGAAGGCAUUGGAGGCAUUUAACUCUCUCACUGAGUACUCUUAAAAAGUUUGAAGAGCAACGUAGUAGCUAAGAGUUUGAUUUUGAAGACAAUAAUUCAGCUCAGAUAAAUAAACACACACACGCGCGCAUAUAUAGAGCUACAAUAAUGGUUUGCUUUUGCUUUUUGGUGGAUCAGACGAGGAAGGUGAAGAGGAGCAAGCCGGCGGCGGGGACAUGCUCGCGGUGCGGCGGCGGGGCGAGCGUCGCCGACAUGAAAACAGAGACGAGGUUUUGUUAUGUUCCCUUCUAUUGGAGAUCUUGGAGAGCCAUAAUUUGUACUUUCUGUGGAGCCAUUCUUAAGUCCUAUAGAUGAUCGUUUUUUCUGAUCUCUUUUUCUUCUACACUUUCUAUUUUAUUUUAUAGUUUUAUGUCUUUUUCUUUUUAACUUGGCGGUGGGAGAUAUUUAAACUCUAUAGUACUUUAUGAUACAAUCAGCUGUGAAAUUAACACUAAGCGCCUAACUUGUAACCACGUCAUCUUCAAUUCCUUCUACUCCCUUUAUUUUUUUGUUUUCUUUUUAUGUAUAAUAUUAUGAACGUUUGUCA
Molecule: messenger RNA, 595 nt
Organism: Morus notabilis
Lineage: Eukaryota; Viridiplantae; Streptophyta; Magnoliopsida; Rosales; Moraceae
Exons: 1
Coding region: 157-363 (68 amino acids)
Source: RefSeq, a predicted model, not a curated record